ACCUCCCCACCCCUAGCAUCUAGAUGCUAGCCCCCGGAGAUUUUAGAAUAUCAAAAGAUACCUAAUGUUUAGACACCACCCAAUACCCUAUGUUUGAACCAAAUGGCGGGUGUUUGAACCACAUGCCUUAGGCUUCAAAGAUAACUUUGAUGCGGUUUUAGCGCGAAAAAAUACGACACCACGCGAGUCAUACGGCUACAAAAGCUAAGCAAAACAGGUCCCCCUGUUAGCUUCGUUUUCGCGCAUUUACCCUACAGCAUUCCCCCAGGAAUAGUUAUCGGACGGACCCCGUUAAAAAAGAUCAUCUGGUAAAAACCCUCCUCAUGGAUAUUUCUCAAGAUUCUCAAACCUUCACUCAGAUUCUCCGAGAUAUAACUGAACUCGAACCGGCCGUAGGGUCUCCGGAACAAAUUGCUUACAUCCCAACGCCGACCCUGAAUUGUACGGAAAUACAUCCUAGAACGGGUGCCAUAGGGAGUCUACACGGUUUCUGUGAAGGAUAUGCCUACGAGACAAUUGUGCCCUACUCCCAGGAUGUAUUUACGCACAAGCCGCAAACAGAGACUUUAAACGGCCUGUCAACUCCCCUGACCCAGGACCGUUGGACGCCCCCUAUUAAACACCAACGGACAAUCAGGGCCCAGAUCCACAGGUCCGCUUCACCCGAACAAUACUACUGGGAGGGUAUUCACGAGACAGAGUUACAAGGACAAGGCUCACAAGCUACAGACCAGGCAGAUGCUAUAAUUAGGGUUGCCCAAAGACAUGUUCCCGAGUUCUCAGAGCUUCUUCAGAACAGCCCUCUUCAAAAAAGCCGAGCAUUUACCACAGCCUAUGCCCGACUUGAACUGUACACCCUCAUGGAACAGCUUCAGCGGCGGGUUCUUUACCACGACACAGACUCUGUGGUCUAUGUAAGCAAGCCGGGGGAUUGGAACCCCCCACUCAGCAACUAUCUUGGGGGUUUAACUAGUGAACUCGCCGAGGGUGACCAUAUCACAGAAUGGUCCUCAUGUGGGCCCAAAAGCUAUGCUUUUAGGACUAAAGACAAUCACGUGGUGUUGAAAGCCAAAGGCGUGACUCAAAACUACGAAAAUGCCCCGCGUGUGCAGGCCUGCGUCUUAAACCUGGGGGUCUCUUUUUUGGCCUUCGAGACAAUAUCAUAA
Molecule: messenger RNA, 1166 nt
Organism: Salvelinus fontinalis (brook trout)
Lineage: Eukaryota; Metazoa; Chordata; Actinopteri; Salmoniformes; Salmonidae
Exons: 6
Coding region: 324-1166 (280 amino acids)
Source: RefSeq, a predicted model, not a curated record